Ceraceosorus bombacis is the source of this 4741-nucleotide messenger RNA. NCBI's taxonomy places the organism in Eukaryota, Fungi, Basidiomycota, Exobasidiomycetes, Ceraceosorales, Ceraceosoraceae. The record is from the annotation of a GenBank genome assembly.
AUGCAAAAGGAGAUCGCUGGAAAGGGAAGCUGGAACCCUGCUCCCAACACAGGCACGAUGAUGGAAAAGCGAGCUUUCGACAUUCAUGUGGGUAGCGGAGGCGAGGCUCGACCUGGGACGUGCCACCGAGCUUGAAUUGCUGACAUUUAAGAGCGGGUCCACGCAACAAGGGCAACUGGCUCCCUGUGGAGAUCAAUUGGAAUGACAGAGUCUCCCACAGCACUCAUCAGAAUGCCAUUACCGCUGCAGUCAAUUCCUGGGCGCGGCACAACGAGCCCACCAUGCAGGCAUUUACCGUGGGUAGAGUAUUUGUUCUGCCUUUCCAAUCAGUAGGCCUAAAAUUCUUGACCUGUCUUGCAGCUUACUCAUGGAUUUCGCCCUGGCGAGGGCAAGCACCUAACGACAGAGGCAGACCCAGGAACGCCAAUGUUUGCAAUGGGCUUCGCUUAUGACCAUCAAGGCUACCCCCUCAAGACGCCCUUCAAGACUGCGCCUGGUCAUGGCCUACAGAAUUAUGUGGUCUACCCUCAAGCUGGCAGAAGGUGGACAUAUCAGCGCCACAAUCUCAGAGUCGAUCUGACUCCCGACGGAAGACUACCCGAAGGUCACUUUCCCUCCCAAGACCGUGGGAGGGCACGCAACAGGCCUACGAAAUUGUUCGUAUCUCGCUACUGCCCACUCUCCGCGCCUCUGCUGACUCUUUCCAAGUCCAAUACACAGCUCGCUAAGGGGCCGGAGAAGAUCUCAGAACAGCCCCACGGUCACCCGCACGAACCACGCUGAAGGGUCUGCUGCCCAGGCACAGCAAUCUCCCUCAAACCUGCCUGACCGUUCAUCGACUCGGUUCAGACUUUUUGGUAAAGAAAUUUCAUCUAGCGAGCAGGCUGGGCCCUCUGCACGACCGCAAGUUGCGUCGCAAUUCAAUGAAGAGGUCAAAGCAAAUCGAACUCCCAAAAGCAUUCGACUCUUUGGCGCUGAAGUCCCGAUUGGCAGUCACGGUGGGCCAGUCGGCCCGCAAAAGAAGGUCCGCGCAGCGGAGAAUGAUGACAAGGCCCCAGCGCCGAAGCGCAUCCGGCUUUUCGGGACAGACCUGCCCGCUCAUGAAGGCGGUCGCUCUCCCGCCCAGCCUCCAAAUCGCCGCUCUCUUCCUGCCGAUCAGAGCAUUAUGCGAAGAGGCGGAGCUGAGCUUGAGAAGAUCGGUAGAAGCAUCAAGACAGAAGUCUUGCUGACUCGCACCUUACCCAAAGAGCUCGCUUCGGCAAGCGAACAGGCAGUCAAAAAUGUGGGUAAUGACCCGCGAUGGGAGGUGUCGCGGUUCGGCGUCCAUAAGACCAGCCCGCUGAGUUGCAACCACCCGCAGGAACCCGUCGAGGUGACGUUUCACCAAGCUGUCGAAGGCGAUUACCAAAGGAACGCAAUCAGGCACGCCGUUCAGCAGUUCAAAGAGAACCAUGCACCAGAGCUGCACAGAAUCAAGGUGCGUCAGACUCGGUAGCGACGCGCCUAGUGAGAAGAUUCUGAGGUCCGUUGCCUGGCAUGUCUGCCUCGCGUCAGAUCUCUAGAGGUUUUCAGCGUGCUCCCUGGCUGGCGAAGUCGCGCUACAAGGAUGGACACGUGUUUGCACAAGGCCGAGCGCACAACGCAGAAGGGAAAGCCUUGCCUGGCCACAAUCUCAUACCGGGCGAGGGUAGGCUCGAGUACCCGAUUUACUUGGCUCCCGGACAACGCUAUACCCAAAAGGCGCGCGGUAGGCAAGACAGAGAGCUUGUGGGAACAGGCAAAGCUUGGCCAGAGCACCCACCUGUGCCGUCCCAUGAGCGGCGUCCCGUCCCUGACCCUCGUGGUGGAUGGAACAGAGGCUGGACGCAGCUCAGCAAUGUUCAAUCGGAUGGCACGUCUCGGCGAGGCUGGAAUACUGGAGACGGAAAAAUCAAAUGGUUUCAAGGAGGACGCAAGAAGAGGUUGGCUUCGUUGACUCAAUGGGAGGUGACACGCUCUUCGCAAAGGUUGCGCGUGCUUGGAGACUCUUCAUCCCAAAGCGAUCCGUCUGUGACGAGCGCUUCAAACAGAAAGCGACCACUGGGUUUGGAUUUGAACAAGACUCCUCCUCCUUCGCCUGACCACCGACGGCGCUCUGUCCGAAUCGAGAAGCGCGGCUUUGAUGCAGCGGUGAGUAUCCAGGUUCAUAAAUCUUCCAUCCGCUACACGCUGACAAGAAGAAGCUCCAUCGCGUAGGGCAAUUGGAAGGACGUCGAAAUUUAUUACAACAAGGUCACCGAUCCUGGGCACCAAGAAGUCCUGAAAGAGGCGAUCAACGCGUGGGCCAAGGAGAAAGAGCCAACGAUGAGUCGGAUCAAGCUCAAGCACGGCCUCAAGGAUGUCCAUAAUCGCAGUCUUGGCUCCUUGUCAGAGGCCACCAUCCGGCACGUGUACGCCGCUGGCAUUGCUUGGGACGACAAGGCUCAACGCCUGCCAGGGCACUAUCGCGUGCCUAGCGACAGCACCGGGACCGUCUUCUUCCCCAAGACGCAUUAUCCGAUCUACCUGCAGAAGGGACAGAAUUACGACUAUCACAUUGUUGGAAAACAUCACAUGAAAGUGACGGGAGAUGGAACAGUGCCACCAGAUCACAUACCAGUUUCUGCAGAAGAGCGUGCGCCUAUCUCAUGGACUCCUGGUAAUCACGACAGGCCCUGGCUAAAGUCUUUAACCAAGUCUACGCCCUCUGGCAGUAAGGCCAGGCAAGAGAGAGAAGAUCCUCCGACCAAGGCGGCGUUUAAAGCACGGAGAAAGUUCUGGGAGAACUCUGGUGUUGCAUCUGAGAGUCAUGGCGGCGCUGCUUUCAAGCCAAAGCUAAGAAAGAGACCUUUAAAGGAGCCCCAGAUGAUGGAGGCAGACGCGCACUACGUUCCGCCCGCAGUUGUGGACACUUCUGGUGGCGUUGCGGAACGCCUCAUAGCAGAGUCACACCGCGCGCAGACGAGUGAAAUGCCGUCAUCUUCAGCGACAUUGCAUAGGUCGCCGUCUUCGCCUACAUCGAUCGAGAGGCCGUUGACCGCUUCGUCUGUGGAGCUGUCAGUUGAGAAAACAGGUACAUCUGUGUCGAGUCGAAAGCCGUCCGCCGCCUCGUCGGGACAGCAGACACCCGGGUCUGAGUUCAGGAACAGAACGCCCCGAUCCACGUCGCCGACUUCGUUCCCAAGCCCUGCCACGAUUCCCGCGAGUGCAGCUACUCCCGAGAUCGUCGACCAUCUGCGAAGCGUUCCCAAGCGGCCACGUACGCCUCGUUACCUCGUGGCUGAGGAGCCUGCCGAGCAAGGCCAUGUGCAACGCAGUGGCAGCUCAAGUGUUGAUGGGCCCUUGCGUGCCACUCCAGUCAGUCCGACGCCUUCACAACAUGGACCCGACCAUCAGUCGCACGGUGGCACACACCUGCGUCGGCGAGCACUUCCUCAUGCUCAUCCUGUCGAUGAUGUAAGCCUUGCGACUGGCGGGCCCUUUGCAUUCAAUUGACUCUUGCUCUGGCCUCCAGGAUAUCGCCGUACUAUUUCAAGACAAGGUCAAAGGUAAGGAACACCAGCUCGCGCUCGCAGAGAGCGUACGACAAGCAGCUCUUUUCAAUCCGGCUAUUAAACAAAUUACGGUCGGUGCAGCUGAGAUUAAGCAUCAUGCCUCUACCCUGUCACGUAUUGCUGAGUGCCGUUGUCCACCGUAUCGCGUCCAGAUCAAAGGAGGCUUUACUACGCCUCGAGCGGAAAAUGAGAGGGGCCGCCUCUUCGCCUUGGGUGUGGCAUUCGACAAAUUUGGUCAAAAGCUAAAAGGACCACGUCAAGUUCCGGGUGCAGAUCCGAAACUGUACCCGAUCUACCUCGGCAAGGAUGUACCACAUGUCUACACGCCAGAUGUGAAUCGUUGGGUGCGCCAGCCUUUCGUCGGCACGGGAAUGUACCCAACAGAACAUGUGCGAUCCGGAUCCGCUCCUGGAGAUGUUUGGAACAGGCAUAAAUUUGACGGCCCACGAUCUGCACUGAUCUUGGCUGAGAAGGGUAUUCCUAUCAAGGGUAGACACAUGAAGAUUUCCCGCAACGUUCCAUACGGCGUCGUGCACGACAGUCAUCCUCCGACUCCUACCAAAGACGCGCUAUGGCUCCAGGUGAGCUCUGCAGGAUGAAAUGUGGCUACAUCUCGUCAUCACUGCACGUUUGUCGCUGAAUGAAAGCCUUCCUCCCGGCAAAACUAGCACCACAAGCACACUGUUUCGGAGCCUGCCAGCAAUCCUGCUAGCCAACCGAGUGCGCGGGAAGGCGCGCAAUCUGCCAGUGGUGGCAAGAAUCGUGACUUAAGCACUGCUGGCGAUAGAGCGCGCUCGAGUCAGUCGAAGGAGGGCGCUCAUGUAGACGGCGCUCGCUCCGAUGCUUCCAUUGAGGAAUCUGCUGCGACCGCUAACCAUCGCGCGAGUAGUACGAUUGAGCGCUCCGGUCCAGCUAGCGCCGGCGACAGCGCUGCCUCAGCUCACGCUCAUGAGCGCUCCGGUCCGGCUAGUGCAGGAGAGAGCGCUCGAUCGAUCAACGUUGACGAGCAACAUACUGCAGGCGACGCCGCCCCGUCGCCGCAUCACACGCGUCAAGGCCCAAAUCUCUUGCCAGACGACACGAGAGUGCCUAAGCGAGCCCGCACGGGGAAGUACAAGUUCAUUGACCUCAACAAAUCCCCCGAGACUGCAGAUGACACUUCGGCCUGA